AUGGAGUACCUUGACGACGAGGAUGUGGCAUUCUCGCCCUUUUUCAGGGACUUGGAUGGCCUCCUCUUGGGCAAGGAGGAAUCCAUAGAGAUGGACUCUGGAGGCGGAGAUACCGAUUCAGAGACCGGCGUGAAGGUGGAUUUCUGGAUGGAUAUCUCAGGGAGGCCCACCAAAUCUCUGCUCGAUCUUCCGCAGAAAGUCCAGAUAAAAAUAUUGCAAUAUGCGGGACUACUAAGGCCUUGUCUGAUCAACAUCAGCUUCGAGCAAUACCGCAUGAAAAAUAACAAUGGAUCGUCCUGCAAUCGCAGUCCUAUGCGAGCGACUCGUGGUUCUUGGACUACUUUUGUUGACGGAUCCUGCGAUCACCCUCGUUUGCCCUUGGAGUUGCUUCUCGUUUCUCGCAAUAUUCGCCAGGGCCUAGGUCCCCUUUUCUUUAGUCAAAACCGGUUCAGUGCUAUUCUCUAUACCAAGGCGGACUUUUACAUGUUUCGCGAGGCUACACACUGGGGUAUGGGCCAUUUGAAAUACCUACAUUUGGAUCUAGGCCCUAGGGACAAUCGUUUCCUCAAGUUAGCAGGGGGGGUCCAUCGCACAGUACUUACAAUGUGGGAGAGCUUCUGUAGAUCAGCCGCGCAACACAUGUUUUCUCUCCAGGACUUCAGUCUUAAAUGCCGUGUCAAGGAUUACGAUGUCGCUUGCCGGAUCAUGCGCGAAACAGAUGGGUUCCCUGUCCUAUCACGCUGUGCUAUCCACUUCAACCACUCGCAAGAUGACGAGAUUAGACCCAUACUCAGAAGGGCCGUUUGGAGGUUGACAGACAACCUCGGAGACAACAAACCUCCUUUUCCAUUUGAGUGUCUCCCUAAGGAGGUACAGUUUAUGAUCCUCGAACUGCUUCUAACCAAUCGCUCGGAUCCGUAUAUCCCGAUUUCAGAGUGGUCACGCGGGAUCGUGACGCUUCAGGAGCGCAAGCGCCAGCGGAACUCUGUGUAUCCCCUCACCUGCUGUGGGACCUGCUCAUCUUUGCAAGCGAUGUGCUUCUGCCAUGCCCGCCAAACGGCGUAUUCCUCCACUUGUAGCUGCUUCACCUCUCCACUGCCCUACUUCCUUACCAGUCGCACAUUCUAUGAGGAUGCACGUCGCAUCUUUUACUCCAAGAAUGUCUUUGCAUUUGUGGAAGAAGACCCCGACUUCAUGAUGCGCUUCAUGCACAAUACCUCGGACUCGACAUUCAAGCUGAUACGCCACUUAGCGUUCAAGUUCCCGUCGGUCUAUCGUACUCCCGGUAAAACUGCACACCGGCCCGAAGAAUCGGCGCUGGUAUCAUGGGGUGUAUUUCGUCGUUUCAUUCGCGAGCACUUUGCAAUUCCGUAUCUUUCGAUAUCGAUCGUGGAUUUUGGCACAAAAAACUAUAUGCCUAAUGCAAUCCCGAAUCGGAACAAAUACCUGCGCAAGUUACUCAAGACAUUUGCUGACCUGCAAGGACUCCGCGAUUUCCGUGUUUUCCUGGCUGACGACGGCCCCUUUGAAAACGAAGCAGAAAAAGCUGUUUUGGGACCUGCAUACCUCGUUGGAAGAUCCAAGUACAAGACCAUGCCGUUUAUUGGUAAGAGAUACAUGAGUGGACACGUGUGA
Molecule: messenger RNA, 1635 nt
Organism: Aspergillus tanneri
Lineage: Eukaryota; Fungi; Ascomycota; Eurotiomycetes; Eurotiales; Aspergillaceae
Exons: 1
Coding region: 1-1635 (544 amino acids)
Source: RefSeq, a predicted model, not a curated record